Molecule: messenger RNA, 2138 nt
Organism: Ceraceosorus bombacis
Lineage: Eukaryota; Fungi; Basidiomycota; Exobasidiomycetes; Ceraceosorales; Ceraceosoraceae
Source: the annotation of a GenBank genome assembly
AUGCCGUAUCCUUACCAUCCAAUGAAGGACAAGAUGGAGAAAUUGGACCAGUUUGGGUUCAAUGCCAUGGCCAAAUUGAAGGAUCAAAAGGCUGCUGGGACCAAGUAGGUCAUCAAAGAGAUGUGAAGCAUUGCCUAGCUUUCGCAUGAUCCAGCUCACGCACCCGUAUCCACUCCACACGCCUAGAACAAGCAUGAAAGACCGCUUGGACAUGUCCCGCACAGCAGCGGAUAGGAGGUGGGAUCAGACUGCCAAAGCUCGGAAAGAAGAGGAGCAAGAGGAAGCGGGCCAAGCUUCGAACACAUCCGCGAGUGCAUCCUCCUCGCGAGGCGCACCUCCCCAUCCCCCAUCUCGCUCCACUGCCUCCUCCACUCUCGCUGGUUCUUCUCCUCUCCCUCCUGCCCGUACCAACUCGAACCGGCAAACUCCAGCUCUACCGCCCCGAAUGGCCAACGAAGCUGGAACGAAUAAUCCACCACCGGCUUAUGGCAGCGUUGUUCCUCCUCCAGCUCCUCCUGCUAGAAAAGUAUCAACGGGCGGAAAUGCGACGUUCAAGUGGAGUCAGAUCUCGCAAGCGGACAAGCAAGCGUUUUUCGAACUGCUAGAUGAGGUGAGUGUACACGCCAAUCAGCCCUUGCGUCGUUGCGCACAAGCUUCUCAAUGCUGACCUCCUUCUCAUCCAUGCGCUAAUAAUACCAAAGUUCUUUGCAGAGCGUGCGUCUCAAAGCGCUGCGUAGAGGCUCUGCGACCGCAAGCUCCGCAUACUGAUCGCGUAGCAUGUGCAUCAUCACAAUCUUUCAGUCACAGCGCGCACCUCCUCCGCACCCACGCCAGGUGCGGUGACCCAGCCUCGCCCGCCGUCUUUCGCUCCCAAACCCUUGAGCGCCAAGCCCACUUCUUCACCUUCGAUCCGCAUGGCGCCGGUCACGUCCUCAGCUCCCGUUCCUGCCUCAACAGGCUCUUAUCCACUGCUCACGGCGUCUUCGAAGCCGUAUGACGAAGAACCUACAGCUCGGACACUGGUCGAUCAGUUCAUGUCAAAGACGGGGCCCGAAUGGAUUUUGCCCAAUGCCUGGUACGCACAGUCACCCUACGCUCCUUCCUUCGUCGUCUCUCAUCGGGAAUGCACUCGAUCUUCAAGUAUACAAUGGGUGGGCACGGAGCGCACCGUCGUCGGGCACGCAGCUUUCCAAGAUCUCAGUGUGCUGUGGUACAGCGUAUCGUGGUCCGAAGGAAUCUUUGGAAAUAGCGGAGCAAAAGUCAAAGUGGCGGUGAGGGAUCCCCCGGCGCCCUUGGAUGCGGCACGACUGUAUAGCGAAAGCCAAAGGUUCGGCGAAGAGGUCGCGCGGUAUGUGGAGACAUGCGAGGGAAGCAGUGUAGGCGAUGGGGAGUGCUGGACAUUGGCCCAACAAGCUCUUGUGCAGCUGAACGCUACUAGCGGCCUGACAGGUCCUUAUGCAGUUUGUGAGUUGAUGGAGCCGAUCGCAAUCGGCAGCAGUAUCGUGUGCAUAUACGUUGAGCUGAUGAAGACUACCUCCCGUCAUGACCGCGCCUGCUAGUCGAACCCAUUUCGUACACCCUUGGACAUCUUAUUUACGCUGGAGAGGCGGAUGCAGGAGGCAGAUGGAGAGGUGGAGACUACGCCUUGCGAAGAGGAGACAUCUUGCAGUGGAAAAGCGCUCGAUGUUCCCUCCUCCAUUCUCCUGCCGGAUCGUACGUGGUGAGUCGAAGAUUCUUCGAUCUGCCGGUCGAUCGGUCGCAAUCAAGCAAGCGAGCGCCGUCUAGCUAAGGUAGCUAACGAUAAGCUACACUCGCUUCGGGCCACCCCCUUGCAGGACCUCGGAGCACCAGACCACACAGCUGUGCUACUUUCCGAUUCGUCCGCUCCGGAGUGGUACCACGCCCUCGCUUCCGCAGCUGAUCCGCACGACGCUCCUCCGAUGGCCCCUCAACACCUGGGUCAUUUGGCAGUGAUGGAACAAUCGGCAAGAAGCGUCUGCAGCCGCAGCACUUAUGAUCUGUCGACGCUUUCAAGGGGCAUUUUGCACGUCUUCAGACCCGUCUCGUACGCCGCGCUUGGUGGCAAGCCGGACAAUAGCUUUCCGAGUGAAGGCAAGAAUGUCAAAGUGUUCAAGUAG